Molecule: messenger RNA, 2034 nt
Organism: Colossoma macropomum (tambaqui)
Lineage: Eukaryota; Metazoa; Chordata; Actinopteri; Characiformes; Serrasalmidae
Gene: zng1a
Product: COBW domain containing
Exons: 16
Coding region: 246-1334 (362 amino acids)
Cellular component (GO): cytoplasm
Source: RefSeq, a predicted model, not a curated record
ACAAAAUGAGAUUUAAUGUUGAGAUUUUUUUUUUUACAUUUAGUGAAAUACAUUAGUAAGUUGUGGUUUUGCAAGAGCACACGCGGUCCUUUCACUCAACAAAACGUAGGAACUGUCAGAAGGAGUCUGUGCGCUACUGGGAACUUUACGUGUGUCACUCCAGCUUCAUUGUAUCAUGUGUGGUUUCCUCAUUUAUAGAACAGCGUGUUAAAAAGACGAUUUAAAUAGUAAAGAAAGACGUCCUGAUGGAUGAGGAGGAUGACUGUCCAGAAUUGGUUCCUAUUGAGGAAAAGAGCACAACACCUGCAGCCCAAAUACCAGUGACCAUCAUCACAGGAUACCUGGGCGCAGGAAAGACAACUCUUUUGAACUACAUACUGACGGAGCAGCAUAAUAAAAGAAUAGCAGUCAUACUCAAUGAAUUUGGUGAAGGCAGUGCGCUAGAGAAAUCUCUGGCAGUGAGUCAGGCAGGAGAGCUGUAUGAAGAGUGGCUGGAACUCAGGAACGGCUGCCUGUGCUGCUCAGUGAAAGAUAAUGGACUGAAAGCGAUUGAAAAUCUAAUGGAGAAGAAAGGAAAGUUUGACUACAUUCUCCUAGAGACAACUGGAUUGGCAGAUCCUGGUGCUGUUGCCUCUAUGUUUUGGGUUGAUGCUGAAUUAGGAAGUGAUCUUUAUCUGGAUGGCAUUAUUACUGUUAUUGAUGCAAAAUAUGGAAUGCAGCACCUUACAGAAGAGAAACCAGAGGGGCUUAUUAAUGAAGCUGCAAGGCAGAUUGCUCUUGCUGAUCUAACCAUUAUAAAUAAGACAGAUCUGGUUAAAGAAGCUGAACUGAGUGAACUCCGAGACACUGUCAGAUCCAUUAAUGGCCUUGUCAGAAUCCUGGAAACACAGAGGUCCAGGGUUGAUUUGUCUCAGGUAUUAGAUCUGCAUUCCUUCGACACAAAAGAUGGCAUAAGGUUGACGGAGAAGCUGCAGCUAGUGAAAACAACACAGCCACAUCUCGACAAGAAUAUACUAACAGUUACAUUUGAAGUGCCUGGAAGUGUCUCUGAGGACCAUUUAAAUGUGUUUAUUCAGAACCUAUUAUGGGAAAAGAUGUUUAACAACAAGGCAGGAUUGGCUAUGAACGUCAUUCGCUUGAAGGGAAUUGUGUCUCUCCAGGGGAAGCAGAAGAAGGCCAUGCUGCAGGGCGUUCACGAGCUUUACGAGCUGGAUGAGACGCCCGAGGCCUGGGCAGAUGGUGAGCCUAGGGUCAACCGACUGGUCUUCAUCGGUCGCAAUCUGGAUGGAGACAUUCUGAAGAAAGAAUUUCUUGCGCUGGUCUCAAAUGAGUAAAGCCUUCUUAAAGUGGGAGCGCUGACGUAGGAUCUGUUUUUCCCUGCAUAUCUUUAUUUAAUACAAUAAUAGGCAAAGUACAGCUGACCCCAGACCUGCACUGUCACUCUGAGGUGCAUUUUGACUGUGAUGUUCAAAUCUGGGUUAGUCUGUGGUGUCAAGCGCAGAACUCUGGAACUGCAUUCCAGCAUUUGUGCUCAGGACUAUCACUGUGGUGUAAAAGCACACAGCUCACAAGAAUGGAAAGGGUGCUGUAUUAAUGAAUGGCUGCAUUGCAGCAAAGAUUACUGAUAUGUUUAAGAUUCUGUUGGCUUUGGAUGUGAAAUAAAAUCUAAACAUUACGUUAUGCUUACCUCAAAUACUGCUGUCUGUCAAACAUGCGUACAGCUAGACAUCUUACGCCAAGAUAAAGAGUCUGCGAGGCAAUGGUAGACAGCCUGAACAAAACAAAAUUGUUGGAUUGAUUAAUUGUUGGACUGAUGAAGAAAUUUUAGCUCUGGACAUGUGGUUGUAAUGUGUAUGUUUCAAAGAUAACGUGAUCCAAACAGUAUUAAUCACAAAUAGACUGUAUUUAAUUAAUAAUGUUUGUGUUAGUUUUGUUAAUAGUAACAUUCACAGUUUGAGUUUGUGAAAUUCAGUUCACAAUAAAGGACAGUUACAUCACAGUAAAAUAAACUUAAACCUGAGAUGGUGUGAUUUG